Asparagus officinalis (garden asparagus) is the source of this 2330-nucleotide messenger RNA. RefSeq lists its product as uncharacterized. The record is from RefSeq and is a predicted model, not a curated record. The transcript is spliced from 6 exons. Gene Ontology annotation, cellular component: SWI/SNF complex. Lineage: Eukaryota; Viridiplantae; Streptophyta; Magnoliopsida; Asparagales; Asparagaceae. Bases 1 to 2097 code for a protein of 698 amino acids. Gene Ontology annotation, biological process: positive regulation of DNA-templated transcription.
AUGCGCCAAGGAGAGUCGGUGAUUACAUUACAGAAUGUUAGGGUUUUGCUUGGACUCAGAGGGGAUGGCGAUGCUGUCACAGGUAGCGACGACUUCGACUGGCCAGGGAAGUGUGAAGCAUUGCUGGGUCAAGUUCCUCACAUGAGGGGUGAAAGGAUCAAGCUUGAAUGGUUGAGAAACAAUUACAUGAAUGUUCCGAUCGAUGAGAUCGAGGAGAUCGUCAAGAUGUAUGCCCGUGCAUACAUACUUCACAUGAUAGGUACUAUUCUUUUCCCGGAUUCCACGAAGGAUUCGGUGCACGUGAGGUGGUUGCCACUCCUGGAGGAUCUUGUGGAUUAUGGAGGAUUAUCAUGGGGGAAUGCCGUGUUAGCGUAUCUGUAUAGGGAGAUGACCAACGUGGCUCUUGUUCAAAACAAAGAAUUCAAGGGUUGUCUCACUCUGCUACAGAUAUGGUCUUGGGAGAGAUUGCAUUUGGGUUGCCCAGAUUUGAGAGAGGCACGUGCUCUCGAUGGCCAUACUUCGUUAGGCUGCAGAUGGAAUGUCAAGUGGAUGCCAUAUGAACUAGUUUUAGAGUCACUACCAGAUAUAUGCAGAGAAGAGCCGGAUGUAUGGCGUGCUCGCGUCCCGAUCAUAUGUUUUGAGAUUGUCGAGAUGCACGUGCCCGACCGUGUGCUCCGACAAUUUGGGCUACAACAACAUAUCCCGAACCCUGUGGAGAUAAUAGAGAGAAAUCCCAGAAAAGGUGCACAUCGUCAAGAUUGGGAACAUAUUCACAGUGCUUACAUCGGGAGGUGGGAUUACAGGGAAGAACAAUUGGUGAUGGAGAAGGCCGACACACCUGACCUAGGUGUGUAUUUGCGAUGGUAUUGGGGGAUUACUCGCCGGUGGUAUUUCAGGAGAACAAAACCCCUAAGGAGUACAUACCAAGAGGCCCAGUUGAGAGAGAGAGUUGUUGAGAUGUUUGAUAGGAUGUUUGCGUUUGAAACUAAAUAUUAUGUGAAUUGCAUGGCAGCAGCAGCAAGCGAGCAGCAGCAGCAGCAUAUCUCAACAUCCCAGCAAUCGCACCCCAACACCAUCCCAACAUCCUCAGCCUCCACAGCAGCAAGCGAUCUCCCGUUUCCCUCCAACAUCGACGCUCCACUCCGAGCCCCCGGCCUCGAUCCCUCCACCUCCAGCAGCAGCAGCAGCAGCAGCAGCAGCACCAUCAGCCCUCGGCCGUCAGCUCUUCGUCCUCUCCGUCGCCGCCGCGGCCGCGCCGCGCCCUCCCGCUGCCGCGCACCACCUGCAGAUCCAGCAGCAGGCAGCGCAAGGCGGCGGCGGUCAGGCAGGGGGCAACCUCCGUGGAGGUGCGAGAUGGCGCAUCAGGACGCGAUGAAGGUUUGCAAUCCCGAUGUCAAGAGGCCCUUUGCUUCCGUUGAGGACGCUGUGAUCAGGUUACUCCCUUAUCAUGUCGUAUCAGACUUUGAAGCAGAAGAAGAUGACCGAAUCCUCGACAGUGACACAACAGGACAAGUCCCCUCUCGCCUGCAGCAAUGGGAUCAUAACAUCCUCGCAAAAAUUGCUGAGUUCACUACCACUUUCGAGAAGCAAGUCCUCGCUUUCAACAUAAUGUCUCGAAAAAGAGCCCUUGGCGAAUUCAGAUCAGAAGAAAGGCUCAUGAUCGAGCAAGCCCUCCUCCAAGAAGAAAAGCAAGCCAUACUUGAAAUCAGAGCAGAGAUGGAGUCAAGAGAGAGAGCCAACAGAGAAGCAGCAGAGGCCAAGAUGAGGAUGGCAAUGGCUCAGGCUGAGCAGGCUCGGGCUGAGGCCCAGGCCCAUGCUGAGAUGAUGGCCCGAGCACCGCCGAUGAGGGCGAGCGCUAUGGGAUCUCAUGGGGAUAGUGGUUCUGGUGGUCAUGAUGUUGGAUCUGAGCAAGGAGGCAAUAUGGAAGAGAUGAUGCAUGGUUGGAGAAAUAGUAGUAAUAAUAAUAAUAAUAAUAAUGAUAACAAUGGGCAGAGGGAUGAUGAGGAGCCAUCAGAGGAUUUCUUGAAUGAUGAGAAUGAGAAUGAGAAUGGAGAGGAGGCUGGAUCACAAGAAGACUUCGAUUUGAACACUAGAUGAUGCUGUUUCGAAGCGAUAUCAAGAGGAAGGUUAGAAAUUAGCAGAAAUGAUGGGUUAUACUGUUAUUUCUUCUUGUGCAUCAUGGCUGUGUUGCUCUAUCGGAUGGACUUCAUGGUUGUCGGAAAAGUUUAUAAUAUUGAUGUAGAAUUGUUUGUUUACAGGGGGGCUUAGAUUCUCUUCAAUUGCAUCUCAUACUUUGAGCUAACAAAGUUCACACUGUAUUUGAGAUUUAA